Messenger RNA from Rattus rattus (black rat), 1687 nucleotides. RefSeq names its product cAMP responsive element binding protein like 2 (gene Crebl2). NCBI's taxonomy places the organism in Eukaryota, Metazoa, Chordata, Mammalia, Rodentia, Muridae. The coding region runs from base 250 to 621 and encodes 123 amino acids. Gene Ontology annotation, cellular component: nucleus. Gene Ontology annotation, molecular function: DNA-binding transcription factor activity. The transcript is spliced from 5 exons. Gene Ontology annotation, biological process: regulation of DNA-templated transcription. The record is from RefSeq and is a predicted model, not a curated record.
UGUCAUGGGGCGGGAGGAGGAGGCGGUGGCCGAGCGGGGAGGUGCCUGGGGCAGCCUCCAGGGUCCGCUCUGCCAUUCCUGAACUGAUCCGGGUCCCCGUGACCGUGGCUUCAGGGAAGCGAACUGUUAGGCGAAGGAGGAGGCAGUCAGAGCCAUAUCCCCUUCUUCCCCGGAGCGGGGGCCGGGCCUGGCCCGCUGAGGAGGGGGAGGGCCGGGAGGGCGUCGGGCCGGGCCGGCCUGUCUGCGGAGAUGGAUGACAGCAAGGUGGUCGGAGGUAAAGUGAAGAAGCCUGGAAAGCGAGGGCGGAAGCCAGCCAAAAUUGACUUGAAAGCAAAACUCGAGCGAAGCCGGCAGAGUGCAAGAGAGUGCCGGGCCAGGAAAAAGCUGAGAUACCAGUACUUGGAGGAGUUGGUGUCCAGUCGGGAAAGAGCUAUAUGUGCACUCCGAGAGGAACUGGAAAUGUACAAGCAGUGGUGCAUGGCAAUGGACCAAGGGAAAAUCCCUUCUGAAAUAAGGGCCCUACUCACUGGCGAGGAGCAGAACAAGUCUCAGCAGAACUCAAGCAGGCAUCCCAAAGCUGGAAAGACAGACGCUAACACCAAUUCGUUGGUGGGGAAUUGAACCCGUGGCUUCAGACAUGCUGGGGUGAAGAUGGUAUAAAAUGCAGUCAGUGAUCAAAGGCAAUGGUUGGAUAAUGUCUACGGAGGACGAACGGGCAGGACUGUGCUGCUUUGCUCUAUUUUCCGCUUACUGCUCAGUAAGCAUCUCUGUAAACCCAAAGUUUCUACCAAAAUGUGUGACAAUAUGUCACGAAGGUCCUUGUGCAACACUUAGGUUUGCCAACCUUCAGACCUGCUCGGUGUUGCUCUCCACGCCGGGUAACAAGUCAUGAUGCCCGAGAUCGUGGGAGUGGAGGCAGUGGAUAGAAGCGCACGUUUGCACCUUAGCCCUGUGGCUUUCAUGGUUAAUUCCUAUGUCCUGUGUAAUUGAUAGCUGUGUGUGUGUUGUUUAGUUGUCUUUUCUUUUCAUGUUUUUAGUCACCCUACACAAAGACACCAGAUCGGCUGUUUGUCCCUGUGGUUCUCGGCCUUUAUGGACCCAAUACCAACUCCUUUGUGUUUACCUGAGUGAUGCGUGGGUGCCUGUGAGCCAUUCCAGUGUAAGCUGUAUGAGUGACAGAUAUGUACACCUCCGCUUUUGUAGCCCAUAGCGAUAUGCCUGGUUUAAAGGGUGUGCGUAACAAAACCAACCCAACAGGGAAGCCCCCGACAGCCUCUUGUUGCUGUUUCCUCUGACCGUAUUUAUGAAAGCUGGCUAGGGCCAAAUCCAUGCUUGGAGAAUAAUUAGCCACAUUUUAUUUUUAAGUGAAAAGUAGCCUUUCAGUGGCAUUCAGUACCUUAACCUGCAGUAUGUGUGUGACAUGGUCCUGCUGUGUGUCUCCAUGCACACACAUUUGCUUGUGCACUCUGCUGAGGCGUGGGAUUCCCCUGAAGAAUACAGAAUGAACGUAGCUGCUGAGACUGAGUAUCUGCCUUUCCGUGUGGAGCACAGGUCACCCUGCUGGUGACGUCAUGGCGGUUGCUGUUGACAGAAUACUCAGUUCUUCCCUGACGUGAGUGUCCUUAUGAAUGUGUUCUGAGCCAGAGAGAAGCCCACUGUGUGUUUGCACCUGCUUUAGCCUGUGCAC